UCAGCUGACGCCUCCUAAAUAGCGUCACUGUUGGACACAGCGCCGCCUGGUGGGGAAACUGAGUAGCGUGUUAUGUUACAGUAAGACACCAUCAGCGGAAAAUGUGCUGCCUGUUAUGCAUAUGAUCAUAUGUAAAUGUUUUGUGUAGCUAGUUUCAUUUCACUAUCAAAAGGACAGGAAGGGAGGUUCCCUCGCUUGCCACAGCACCACAAGGAGCAGAGCCUUCUGGAGCAUGGACCAUCUCCACCCUCUAAAGCCAAAUGAGAACCUAUUUGUUGACAUUUGUAUUUACUUUGUUUGUUCUGUUUGUACAGUAUCUUCCAGUGUAUUAUUAUUAUUAUAAAUAAACCUGGUCCCCAGGUGCCUUUUUUUGUCAAUACAUCUCCCAACAGCCUAUUACUUGAGUCAGGUGUGUUGUGCCAAUCAGAACCAAAAAGCAUUGACUGUUGACAGGGGUUAUAUUAUGGGCAAAAACUUUGAACAAUAGGAAAAUAAACAGCACAUACUAAAAGUAAGUAAGUAACUGAAAACACAUGCAGAAGAGACCUGGAAGCCCCCAGGAAUCGAACCCAGUCCCUGUUCCCCUGCACCACCUAUAAUCAAUCCAUCCAUCUUCUACCGCUUGUUCCCAUGCAGGGUUGUGGGGGUACUGGAGCCUAUCUCAGCUCCUAUUAAAUCUUAUGAAAUCAAAACAGUAAAAGUGAUGACAUUUUUUUGUAUAACUAAUCAAAACUGUGUUGGUUACACGCACAACAGGGGAACUGUUUUGAUUAAGCCAGUUUAUGAGUAUGAGUUAGACAUGUUCACUGAUGAUUUUAGUUUCAUUUUUUGUGGUGUUAAGUUAGUAAAUUGUUAGUUUAGUUUAGUAAGUUACUAAGUUGUUAGUUUCACAAGUGUCGGAUAAAACAUUACCAGUAAACAAUCAACAGGAAUGAUGUUUUUUUCUUGAAGGUAAUCAUUUUAUCUUAAGAAGUUGUCUUAUCAGCUGCAGUUUCAAACACAUCAGCUGUCGAAUCCACCCACUCGGCCUAUUCAACCAAUCAAAUCAAAGACCAAAUACAACCUCACCUUUAAAUAGAGUCGGAAAAAACACAAACGCCAAGACGCUGCAGAUCAAACUACUUAAAUUAUGUUGUGUUCUACUGAUUACUGGUCCUAGUUCUAAUCAGGUGGUCUUGGUCGCAGUAGUUCUGGUUUUGGUAUUAUUAUGGAGCGUCGACAGAGUCUGGAGGAGCAGCUUAAGUGUCCUGUCUGUCUGGAUGUCUUCAAUGAACCCCUGAUGUUACAGUGUGGACACUCCUAUUGCAGAUGUUGUGUUCGCUCCAUGAUGGUGGAUGUUCUCGGCCAGCUGCAGUGUCCUGUGUGUCGCUGUGCAGUGGAUGGAGAAAGUCCUUCUCCUAACGUUAGUCUGGCUCGAAUUAUUGAGGCUCUGCAGGAAGUGAGUGUUUCAGGUAGAGCUCAACUGGAGACGUGUCCUCAGCACCAAAACCCACUAAGUCUUUACUGCGAAGAUGAGGGGAUGGUGAUCUGUGGCCUCUGUGGCAGCAUUGGUGCUCAUCGCGGACACAAAAUCACACCUGUGGGAUCUGUCUAUGGACGUAUGAAGGAGGACAUUUCCUGUCUGAUGACGGAGUUUCAGCAGCACAAGCAGAAAUUGGAGGAUCACAUCUGUAAAUUAGCCUACAACAAAUCAAGGAUCACAAAUGAGUCUGAUGUACUAAAGUGGGUGGUGAGGAAGGAGUUUGGUGACCUGCGACGCUGCCUGGAAGUGGAAGAGACUGGAUUCAUGCAGCAGGUGGAGACAUCAGCUGCUGCCCUCAUUUCCUCCCUUCAAAACCAAACAGACCAGUUAAACCAAAACUUGAACAGACUGCAAGACGCUUACAAGACCCUGCAGGACCUAAGCAACGAAGGACACCUAGACUUUAUCACGAAAUAUGGUUCAAUUGCUCCAAGGUUCAAACAAAUUCGGGAAGUGGAGCAGCAGGAGGACAGAAUCUUUAGCUCUGUUAACUUCAGCCCAGGUUUCAACUACAACAACAUCAAACUGUCAGUGUGGAAAAGAUUGCACCGCAAAGUCUUGCCAGCACCAGAAAUGCUGAAGCUGGAUUCUCAGACGGCUCACCCAAUCUUAGAGCUACUUCACGGGGACAUGAUGGUUGUCUGCGGGGCCCUGCUGCGGAGGCAGCCCGAUAACCCAGAGAGGUUCACCUUCAGUUACUGUGUUCUGGCCAAUCGAGGUUUUUCAUCUGGGAAACACUACUGGGAGGUGGAGGUGGGUAACAAACCCAGAUGGCGCCUCGGUCUGAUUAAAGGAACAACCAAUCGAAAGGUCAAACUGGUGAAGAACCCAGAUAGUGGAGCCUGGCUGAUAGGACUAAGGGAUGGAGUGUAUGAAGCAUUUGCUUCACCCAAGGUGGUCCUGCCACUGCCUGUGCCUCCCCGCCACAUCGGAUUGUUCCUGGACUACGAGGGUGGAGUCCUGACCUUCUAUAACAGUGACAGUCCUGAUGAACUGGGCUUCAUUUACAGCUUUAAGCUGGAGGUCCAGGGGAAGGUCUAUCCCCUUUUAGAUGUGUGCUGGCAUGACAGAGGGGACAACAAACAUCCUCUUGUCCUCCUUGCGCCAGACAGGGAGCAGCUCGUCCACCAGAACCAAAAUAUUCAAGCACCUCGUUUGGAUCAAAAGUAAGGCCUCUGGACUUCAAAAGCAACAAACACAGCAGAGAGUCUGAGUCAGAGGGGAGAGGAGACAUGGUUCAGGUUUAAUGUGAAUCAGUGAAUUAAUGUUUAAUGUAACAACACAAAUUCACCACAUACUUCCUUUUUUGACACCAAAUGUUGUCUUAGUGUCAAAGUCACCGAUGUUGCUCUUCUCCUUAUUCCAUCUCUGUUGUCCUUCUUUGUUGUUGUAUGUUGAUCUGUUUUUGUAGUCCAAACAGUAGGUCAGGUCAGCUCCUGCUUUGAGGCAGAGAAUCCCUCAAAGCAGGGAGAGGGAGAGAGUUAAAGUAUAAAACUGUAAAAAAAUUGCUGAGAACUGUUACACCCUGUACAUAAAUCAAUGACAAAACGCAGAAGCAGCUAAUGCUGAUAAAAGUUAGUUGUUACACGCAAGGGUCAAACUGGACUGGAACUAUUUUCUAAAACACACUCACUAUGAGUGGGAAACAGGCUACAAAGGCCUACAACUGGGAGGGAAGACCCAAAUGCAACGACCCACAGACAGGACUGACAAUAAAUGGUUUAAUAAUUAAAACAUACAGAAAGGACAAUACACACUAAGGUCACGGCGUAUGCAGGCUAGGGCAGAAAUAGGAAUGUAAACUAACACAUACAAAUCACUGAGUAACAAAAGAUUACUGCCGAACAGGAAACUAAAUGACCCUACUAAGAACAUAGAACAUGCAAACAACAAAACCUAACACACUCCGAACGAACACACGAACCUGGACAGAGAGCACAAUGACACAACGACAUGUAACAUGCAAUGCACCAAACACAAGGACAACACAAAGACUGGACAAACCUUGAUCAGGGACAGGACUGGACCACAAGACAGAAACAACGUCAAACAACAACCUCCAUGUAACACCUAUAAACAACAAGGGAUAGGAAUAACAAACCAACAAAGACUGUACCCAAACCAGAAACUUCAAUACUUACUAAAACAGGUGACUCUAAUUAACCUAAUAAACGGACAUGACACGACAGGAAAUUAAAAAACAAAGAACCAGCCAAGAGGGCCUUAAUGCCACGUGAGCCAGAGUGCCCUCUGGUGGCCCGGAAGCUGACUCGCAACAUUAGUUGGAUGUUAUUGUUAGAGUUAGAAAAAUAGAAAACCAGUUUCUUAGCGUGAAUUACUGCUACUAUAAAUUCUUUAAAACUAGCUGAGUUAUCAACAAAUUAAAAAAAUGUUUAAAGUAAAGACAACAGUAGCCGAUGCAUUUUUAAUGAAUUUGAAUAAAAUGAACAUUUAUAAACAACAGACUAAUGUUUAGUUUAAAACCAAUCAUUUUGAAGGAUCUAAUCAUUCACCUUCUCAAAGUUUAGCUUUAAAGGUUAUAGCUGUUAAAUAGUUUCUGGUGUUUUAGAGAUUCUUUUUUUAUUUUGACUGUAAACUUGCAUUUGUGUCAUUUGUCACAAAUUUAUUUUGAUUUGAAUAUAUUUUUAAUCCAGUUUUGAUUGUCAUCUAGAAACAAACCCUAUCAUUCUCAAAACCACUUUACUAAACAAAAACUCUAAAAAUCACAAAUAUUUAGACCUCCUCCCUUUUGAUACAUGGAUUCAACCCAUGAGUCAGUUGUCCUAAAAAGAAAAGAGAUGUUGGCAUGUGUACGGGUUCACCCUUCAUCAAAACCUGAUUUCACAAAGAUAUGAAUAGAAAAUGAAAAUUGUUGGUUACAGCAAAAAAACAAGUCAGCAAAUAACCGAAUGUUAAAAGGUACAAGAACAAAAAUCAGAAUCAGAAUCAGCUUUAAUGGCCAAGUUUGCACAGGACAACUAAGAAAUUGUAUGUGGUCUGACUCCAUCUUUUUCCCUCACAGAAAAAACACAAUUAUAUACAAUUUUAAAUAUAGUUUUAAAAACAAAUAAUAAACAAUAAAAAACUGUGGCUUGCUAUGUGACAUUCACAAGUGGUUUGAAAGUGGUUAUUGCAAAUACAGUAUAUUGUUAAAUUGCA
Betta splendens (Siamese fighting fish) is the source of this 4681-nucleotide messenger RNA. RefSeq names its product E3 ubiquitin-protein ligase TRIM50-like. The transcript is spliced from 9 exons. Gene Ontology annotation, molecular function: protein binding; zinc ion binding. Lineage: Eukaryota; Metazoa; Chordata; Actinopteri; Anabantiformes; Osphronemidae. The record is from RefSeq and is a predicted model, not a curated record. Bases 1208 to 2692 code for a protein of 494 amino acids.